CCACAGAAUCAAACGGUUUGCGAUUUCGUGAAGAAACGAUGGAGAUAUGUCCAAAAUACGGCAGGCUGUCCAAAUGUGACGAAAAUGACAAAGUUGGUGAAUUCCGAUGUUGUUUCCACUCCCGUUCAUCCGUAAGGUUUCGACCGAUGAUUUCCAGGCAUGUACCUUUGCGUUAGACUUGUUGAAUCAUUCAUCACAUACGUACAUGAACAUUUAUGUUAAUCCAUGUGUUGAAAUUGUUAGAGUCUAUCCCACAUCGGAAAAUUGAAUAGAAAAGCUAUCGAUUAACGAGAAGCGAUCAUAAUGGUGAACAAUAUGGAUCACGGUUUGCCCAAGUUUUCUCUUCUAGGUUAUGAUGAUUGGAAGAGCAUUAUGGAAGCACACCUCUACGCUCUACAUGAUUGCAUGUGGAUGGUGCUUGAGGAUGGACCCUUGAAAAUCCAAAUGGAGAAUCCUGAGAGGAAUCCAGCCGCUCCAGAUGUAGUCCAGUACAUUCCAAAGCCCAAAGAAAAGUGGGAUGAUAGAGAUUGCAAAAAGCACAAUUUGGACAACGUUGCCAAAGCAGCCAUCUUCAAGACACUUGAUCCCAUCACCUUCUCCAAAAUUAAGCAUCUCAAGACUGCCAUGGAGAUUUGGCAAGGUCUUGGGAAGCUAUGUGAGGGAUCAGAGGACCUGAGAAAGCAGAAGAUAGAAGUCCUGCUUGAGAAGUUCAAAAGCUUCAAAAUGCUUCCCGGAGAAUCAUUUGAUAUGUUGGAUGAAAGAUUCCACAAGAUAUUGAAUGAUCUUGCAUCACUUAACCACGUUCUUUCUCCCAAAGAAAAGAAUGUAAGGUUGCUGAGAUCACUUCCAACUGAGUGGUACACCAAAGCCACAGCCAUGGAAGAAGGAAGAAACCUGGAGAACUACAUUGUCCAAGGUCUCCUUGAUGAGCUCAGAACCUAUGAGCACGAGCUGAAGAAGAAGAAGGAAGAACAUGUCACUCCUUUCCCCACGGCAUUGACGACAACUCCAAGAGUCCCAUCAACAUGCCCGUACCCAAAGGUUGAGAAGUACAGAGAAAGAGAAAGAAACGAGAAGAAAAAGAAGGCAAUGGUUGCUGAAAGUGAUGAGUCAUCCAGCUCAAGCUCGGAUGAAGAAGCCCUCGUUUUCAUGGAGCGCAGAGUUGAAAAGUCCAACCAUGAGGAUAGGUGGACUAUGUCAGAAGAUGACACUCUCUGCCUAAUGGCCAAAGAUGAUGCUGAUCAAGAGGUAACCUCACAAACCUCCUGCUCAUCUUCUUAUGAAAGCAUACCAACUUCUGAAAAUCUUUUUGACCAGUUCAAAAAGAUGAUGGAAGAUUUUGAGGAGAUAAAUCUCAAACAUUCAUCCUUAACAGAAGAGAACAAGUUGUUAAGUGAAGAGAAUCUCAAGUUGACUGAAGGUCGGAAAAGUCAACUAAAUGAGAUCACUCAACUUAAAGCUGAAAAUGAAUCUCUCUCUGAAAAGGUGAAAUCCAUCAACAAGGAGCUAGGGAUACUUAAGUCCAAAGAAGCAGUGGACAAGCUUCUUGAAACGACCAAACAUAAGGGUCGUGAAGGACUUGGGUUUGACCCUUCCAGUUCCAAAAGAAAAGGGAGAACAACUUUCAUCCCUCCUAAACCUACUGCUAAACAAAAUAAGCAGAAAGGAAAGGAAAAGGAGAAACCAACAGAAGUUCCCAAAAAGGAAGCCGCUAAGUACCCAGGUGUCUGGUACUUAGACAGUGGCUGUUCAAGACACAUGACGGGUGAUGCGAGCCUUUUGAGCAAUCUAAUUCCCUAUGAUGGUCCAAGAGUUACUUUAGGAGGAAGCAAUGAUUUUGGCCUUACUAAAGGGCUAGGAAAUCUGGUGUACAAGGGACUAACCAUCCAAGCUGUAUCUUAUGUUGAAGGUCUCUAUUACAACCUUCUUAGCAUAAGUCAGUUCUGUGAUAAAGGUUACUCCUUGGAAUUCUGCAAGGACAUGGCAUCCCUCAAGAACAUCUCCACAAAUGAAGUCAUUCUCACUGGGAAGAGAAUCAUGAACAUCUAUGAAGUAAUGUGGGACGAUGUCAAGGAAGCAUGCCUAAUCAGCAAAGGUGACACUAACCUUCUAUGGCUUUGGCAUAAGAGGUUGAGUCAUCUCAAUUUCAAAACCCUCAACAAGCUAUCCAAAGAAGGGUUAGUAGAAGAGAUGAUAGCCGCUCAAGAACUCUCCGAAUUUCUUCAAAUGGAGAUUCGCCUCAAAUAUGAAGCUGAAGUUCUGGAAUUCUACAAAAAUGGAGAGGUCAAGACUGCUCAUCCAAAGAAGGACCCACAGAGGACGCUUGAAGUCAUCAAAUCCACUGUUGGAGGAAGAAAAGUGAAGCUUUCACAGAAGAAAUUGGGAGAAAAGCUUCGCCUUCCCAAUUCUGGAGUUGAAAUUGGGAAAUUUCCAGUCAAAAAUCUGGACUGGAACGUUAUUGGAAUUUCUGAGCAAGCUCCAUCUGGCCCAGUGAAGAAAGCAGAUCUAAACAAUGACUACAAGUUAAUUUUGGAACUGGUCAUUGUUUGUCUCGAGUGUGGAAGCGGAGGUCAUGCCGAUGACAUCACGCAGGAGAGAGCCUUCAUCAGCUACGCUCUCAUUACCAAAUCUAAGGAAAGAAGUAUGAAGAAAGAUAUUGGUUAUACUAUGUCUUCAAAAGGGGAAAACAGAGCUGGUGCUAGUGUCACUGCAGAGGAAAGCUCAUCAGAUAAUGUCCCACUCAUCCAUAUGGCGAAGACUGCCAAAAGGAAGCAGGUGGUGUCUCCCUCCAUUAGUAUUGAAGCACCACAGAACCUUGCUCUGGUCAAUUUGGAAGAAGCAGAAGAAGUCUCUAUGCAAGGAGAACUUCAAAGGAAGAAGAAGAGAAAACUCUCCUCUCCCUCAACAUCUGGAUAUGUCAACUCGGAUAAGUUGAAGGAGAAGGAACCUGCUGAGGAAACCUCUGCCCACAACCGAAGUCCUCAACAACUUGAAGAAGAAAUCCCUCAAGUCCAAAGCCUUCCAACCCCCUCACCUCAACCUCAAAUGGAUGAUGCUGAUAACCAAUUCUGGCAGCUCUACUAUGAUUGGAGAGCAUGGAAAGUUGGAAAUUCAGCAGAGCAACUGAUGGAUUGGGACCAACAGCUGAAGAAUGAGAAGACCAUCAAGAAAUGCUUAGGAAUACCAGUCAACCAUAGCUGUGAAGAAAUCCUGGACGACUACUGGGUAUGGCAAAGGAACCAUGAAGAUCUGCAUCUGGAAUACCUAACCAACUCACCAAAUUCAGAAUUUGAAGUAGAUGAUGAAGAUCCUUCAGUCUACAAACCAGUCUUCUCUAAAGCCACGGAAGAGCAGGUGGUUCUCACUUCUGAAGCACAAGCUGACUUGGUAGCAACAGCUGAGGAUUUCCAAAUAUUUCCGGAAACCUCACCUGCCUUUGAAACGGUUCUGACUGAAGCUGUCCAAGAAAAAGCAGCCUCUCCCCCACAAGAACAGAACCAGAAAACAGCAGAAGAAGAAGAAUUUCAGCAACUAAUCCAAUCUCAAGUUUUAGAGACUCUCACAACUCCUUGUGAGAUCUCCAAUCCUACUGAAACUGAGAUCCCGGAGAAGUCAGAAGAAAUUCCGGAGCAAUCAACUUUUCCAGAAACAAAUGAAGAAGAGCAAGCUGUAGAAAUCCAAAGGAAUUCUGGAGAAGCUGAGAAAGAAACUCAAAUGGCAGAACUGGAAGUCUCUAAAACUCCAAUAGCCAUUUUUGAAGAACAAAAUGAAGCUGAAGAUAGUGACUCCCUCUCUAGAUAUAUAUCGAAUUUUGCUCUUGAUGAAGCAGAAGGAGAAUCUGAGAGAACACUAAAGAUCACUGAUGAAGAAGAUGUACAAAAAGAUGCUGAAUCUCUGCCUAUGCAACUGUUUCAAAGAACACCCUCUUCUCAUCAGGUAACCAACUUUCAUUUUCAUAGCUCUUCCACCCCUACACUUUCGGAUGAGAUACCGGAAAUCUGGACAAAGAAGGUCCAAGGGUUGAUUGAAUCAGCCCUAGCAUCUCAACAUGCCUCCUUUAGGCAAGAGAUAGAGCAAAUGGAAGCCAGGUACACCAAGCUGAUAGAGAAAUCUGAAGAGAAACACAGCGCAGAUCUCAAAGAUAUAAGCAAGUCACUGCACAAGACUCUAGAGAUCAUCUCUCUAUUGAGCAAAACUGUGAGCAACACGAUGGAGAUAUAUGCUUCUGACAGUCAUCUUCAACUCAAGGAGAUUAACAAAGUCAAAGAGCAAAUAGCAAAUGUCACUGUCAGUCUACAAAAGCAAAUGUCUCUUCUUCAAAUGGACAUCAGAUCAGCUCUAGCAGUAUCUUCAGCAAAUCAAGUAGUGACCAAAGACUACUUGAAGGUGAUCAUUGACAAUCAGAAGGAAGCACAUAAACUGUUCAGACUUCUUGGCGCAAAGUCUGGAAAUCGCAAGAUGGAAGUGAUUCUUCAACAACACAGUCCAUCCUUGAUACCAGAACUCCCCAUUGCAGUCAAAGAAGGAGAAGUCUCUUAUAUCCUUUCUCAUCUGAACAUGACUAAUCUAAUCCUUGAAGCACAACAAAGAAAUCCGGAGAACUCAGCGCAGCACCUAUCCAGCUCAGGAUUGGAUGGAACAGAGGCUAUAGGAACUAUUGCUGCUCACUUCUCAGAUGAUAACAAAACAGAGGAGAGACGCAACAAUAUAAGGCGCAUCAAAGAACUUUGUGGCAACAUGCAAGGUAUCAGUAAGGCUGCCGGAUCUUCAAAACGCAAAAGGAACUGAAGGUUCUUUUCAUCAAACCAGGGGGAAAGGGGAAUGUAAUUCAGGGGGAACUUAACUAGUUUUGGCUAAUAACUGUUUUUGGUUAUG
This is a messenger RNA of Cuscuta campestris, 4875 nucleotides long. Lineage: Eukaryota; Viridiplantae; Streptophyta; Magnoliopsida; Solanales; Convolvulaceae. The record is from the annotation of a GenBank genome assembly.